GACCAAUCAAAAACCUCUCACUUUAGCCAAGGGGGCGGGGAUGUGAAAGCCAGCAGGCUGCAGUGCGUUUGCAUUAUAGCGUCAGUUCGGUGGCGUAAUUGGUUCAGUUUGUUUGGAGUCCACGGAGGAAGUUGGCGGCUGCUGGAGAGUGUUUAUCUAUGUGUGUGUGGUGUUGUGUCAAACAAAAGGCAUUAAUGAGCUCGUCGAUUAUUUUACACCAGGUCAGAUUCCCCAAAAUAAAAUAAAAAAAAAAAAAGGUUCUCCCCCUUUUUUAAAAAAAAAAAAAAAAAGACCGCCGAGCUCGGUAAUGGAGGAGAAGAAGAAGGAGGACGGGGAGUCGGAGAUUCAAGAGCACGGCCCCGAGCACUGGUUCUCGAAAUGGGAGCGGCAGUGCCUGGCUGAGGCCGAGCGGGAGGAGCCGAGCGAGGAAGAGGCCGAGGGGAGCCAGCAGAAGAAACUGUGGCACCUCUUCCAGAACUCCGCUACCGCCGUGGCACAGCUUUACAAAGACCGCGUGUGUCAGCAGCAAGGACUGUCUCUCUGGGUACCUUUCCAGAACGCUGCAACGGCUGUCACUAACCUCUACAAAGAAAGCGUGGACGCACACCACAGAAGCUACGACCUCGGAAUUCAGAUCGGUUAUCAGCGGCGCAAUAAGGAUGUGUUGGCUUGGGUUAAAAAGCGCCGGAGAACAAUACGCAGAGAGGACUUGAUCAGCUUCCUGUGUGGAAAAGCACCUCCUCCCAGGACUUCUAGAGCGCCUCCGAGACUGACUGUAGUAUCACCUUCAACGGAAACAAGCUCGUCUGUAGAGACUGAUUUACAGCCCUUCCGAGAAGCCAUAGCUUUGCAUGGUCUCAGUGGUGCAAUGGCCAGCAUCAGCGUUCGCUCCAGUACUCCAGGGUCCCCGACCCAUGUGAGUGGGGCGUCCAAUCCCAGCCGCAGGAGGAACGGGCUUCACGAUGUGGACUUGAACACUUUCAUAUCAGAAGAAAUGGCACUCCACUUAGACAAUGGUGGCACUAGGAAGCGGACCUCAGCCCAGUGUGAUGUCAUCACAGACUCCCCAACUCAUAAACGCAAUCGAAUGAUCUGAACUCGAUUCGUUAAAAAUAAAUAAAUAAAAAAUGCACCGUGUUGCUUAAGCCACUUAACCCUCAACACUUUUUUUUUUUUUUUUUUUUUUUUGAAAGGAAUCAGAGGGCCAUCAGAAUCCCCCCCCCUCCCCCCCCCUCCAUUGCUUAAGAUGCGUGAAUUCAUUUAAUGACUGCCAUAAAGGAAAAUUUACCAUCACAUUAGAUGCCUCUCUUGUGGUAAUGGCUUUGUGUUUUCCACUCACGAGACAGAGGACAUCUCAAUUAUUCGUUUAGUACUUGGCAAGAUGAUCAUAGGUGAGCAUUUCUCCGUUAAGGCUGACCUUGCUUGUGUCCUGUGUAACCCUGACGUUACUUUGGUUAGGUGUUUAUUGCCAUUAUUAAUUUAUCUGCUGUGUUGAGUGUUUGCUUCAACAGUAUUGCCGGGUAAUGGCUGAAAGUCCUUUUUCAACAUGGCAAAGCCUUCCACUGGUUUGUUUGUCUGAAGCAGCUGGUGAACGUGGAAUUGUGAAGAGGUGCGAUGAUGGUCAUGCAAAUAAUACUUCGUACAGUGCUGAAUCAAUACAAUAAUCUGUCGGAUUCACUUCUGUGUGUUUAGUGCUCCAAAGUGACAAAAUCAUCAGAUGUUACUCCCGCCCCUGAGUAAUCUUAGAAUCCUUUGCUAUUGUCAGUAGUUUUGUUAAUAUCUAAUGGAUAUACUUAACAUUUAGGUGCUGGUCUGAUACAUGCAGUGCAUAUUGUAUAAAAAUGCAAACCAUUGAAUAGUUGGUCUCAAAGUGUAUAAUAAUGAUGUUUGCAUUAAAGAAGCUAAGCUUAGCUUUGGGUGGCUUCAAAUGUGCUUUUAAAACAGGAAAUGCAUGUCUCAGCAAGAGGACGAAUCUGGCUUUCCAGAGCACAAGAAGGGUUGAAGCCGGUAUAAAAAUGCAAACUAGUUCCACCACAGGGUCAUUGUGGGGUGGGGUUGAUUUCCUGAGUGCACACACCUGCAUGCUUUCAGAAAGGCUUGCAUCUAUCUUCAGCACCUUUUACGUUUAUCUGAAUCGGUGGGAUUUUGGUCACCACACUUCUAAAACGUUCAAUGAAUCUGCUCUUGAUUUGGUAUUCCAAUGAAGUCCUUCACAGUUUAUACCUCCUGUAUUAAUACAUGUACUUCAAUGGAGCACUAAUCCUUGCCAGUGUAAUAGAGCCUAAACUAUUUGUGUUGAUACAUCACCUGCAAUGUCUCUUGUUCGAUAUCUGCUUGUAUUGUUUGCAGUGUGGCUUCAGAGCUCUGACUACGGAAACCAGUGUGCAGACCUGUGUGGGAAGAGGAGGUCAGAUUGCAAUUUCAAACUCCUGUCUAGGUGUUUACAUCAAUUGUAUAUUUACAAUUUACCUUUUAAAUAUAUCCUAUAUAUCCUGUUGUUGCAUUUAAAAAAAAAAAAAAGAAAAAACUAAAACACACUGUGUACUAUUCCAUCAAUGUAAAUACUGUAUGGGUUUGUUUUGAACUUUUAUUUAAAAAAAAAAUAAUAAAAAAAAAUAGAAUUGUG
Molecule: messenger RNA, 2626 nt
Organism: Acipenser ruthenus (sterlet)
Lineage: Eukaryota; Metazoa; Chordata; Actinopteri; Acipenseriformes; Acipenseridae
Product: HUWE1-associated protein modifying stress responses
Exons: 4
Coding region: 308-1096 (262 amino acids)
Source: RefSeq, a predicted model, not a curated record